GUAGCAGCUGGCGCCUUCAAUGGCCUCACAAGUCUCCAGAGUCUCAACCUCGGAGACAACAUGCUGACCGGCCUUCCCCCCGGCGUCUUCGAUGGUCUAGUCAGCCUUCAGUUCCUGGCCCUGCGAGUGAACAGGCUGGAGAGUCUCCCGGACGGUGUGUUUGACGACCUUACGAGUUUGACAUACCUUGAUCUGUACUACAACAAACUGACGAGUUUACGGGAAGGAGUUUUUGACAACCUGACCAAACUGGAGUAUCUCUUCUUAUACGACAACCAACUGUCCAGCCUGCCUACAGGAAUCUUCGACAAGCUCACAAACCUCAAGGAGCUUUAUGUUACAACAACCAACUCACUUUCAACUUUGCCUGAACAACUGUUUCAAGGAUUAACCCAACUCCACGACAUUUAUCUAUUGGACAACAAGAUUGAUUUCAUUCCUGUCAAUGUCUUCCACAGUCUUUCAAAUAUGCAGUACCUUGAGCUUAGCAUGAACAAACUGCGGAGUCUUGCUCGCGACACUUUCCGCGACCAGACGAGCUUGGGAUCUCUCAUGAUGGGCAGUAACCAGCUUCAAGACAUUGUGCCAGGCAGCUUUGAGAAUCUAACCAACUUACAGUACCUUGAGCUCUCUUGGAAUCAGAUACAAGGACUUUCCUCUCGGACUUUCCGCGGUUUACAGUUUUUCGGCCUAUCGACGUUGGAAACACUGUAUCUCUCUAACAACGACCUUGCCAGCCUUGCUGAUGGAGCAUUUGAUGGACUUUCAAACCUAAAAUAUCUCAAUAUCUACAACAAUCUACUUGCCUACCUUCCUCCCAGAAUCUUUUCAGCUCUGCAAAAAUUGGAGGUUCUCGAUCUCAACGACAACAUGCUCAAAGACAUUUCAUCGCAAGCCUUCGAUGGGCUUCCAAGUUUGCGCUCACUGUACCUGCAGAACAACCUGCUAUCAGACCUUCCAUCGCAGAUUUUCCAACAGGUCUCAAGCUUGAAGUAUCUGAACUUG
Molecule: messenger RNA, 1005 nt
Organism: Guillardia theta CCMP2712
Lineage: Eukaryota; Cryptophyceae; Pyrenomonadales; Geminigeraceae
Exons: 3
Cellular component (GO): plasma membrane
Molecular function (GO): protein binding
Source: RefSeq, a predicted model, not a curated record